Messenger RNA from Mizuhopecten yessoensis (Yesso scallop), 3420 nucleotides. RefSeq names its product serine/arginine-rich splicing factor 1-like. The record is from RefSeq and is a predicted model, not a curated record. NCBI's taxonomy places the organism in Eukaryota, Metazoa, Mollusca, Bivalvia, Pectinida, Pectinidae. The transcript is spliced from 5 exons. Gene Ontology annotation, molecular function: mRNA binding. Gene Ontology annotation, cellular component: ribonucleoprotein complex; cytoplasm; nucleus. Bases 82 to 768 code for a protein of 228 amino acids.
UUUAGCCUCGUUUUCAACAUUGCCCACGCUUUGGGUUUUUGUACUCGUGUCGUAAAGUGAAACAACAGAUUUGUAGCAAAUAUGUCCUAUAAAGACGCCAGAAUUUACGUUGGAAAUCUUCCUCCAGAUAUCCGGGAUAGAGACAUUGAAGAUUUGUUUACCAAAUAUGGAAAAAUUCUCAACGUCGAUCUGAAAAACCGAAGAGGACCACCGUUUGCUUUUGUUGAAUUUUCUGAUCCAAGAGAUGCUGAAGACGCCGUCCAUGCGCGCAAUGGUUAUGGCUAUGAUGGUUACAACCUGAGAGUGGAGUACCCUCGGGGCAGUGGGGGAUACAGAAUGGGUGGAGGAGGACGAGGAGGUGGAGGAGGAGGAGGUGGUGGUGGUGGCGACAGGGGAGGGGGCAGGGGCAGCUUCGGACAGGGACGCUUUUCAGCUUCACGGAGGUCGGAGCACAGAGUACUUAUAUCAGGCUUACCGCCAACAGGCAGCUGGCAGGAUUUGAAAGACCACAUGCGUGAAGCUGGCGACGUGUGUUAUGCUGAUGUUUACAAGGAUGGCACUGGAGUGGUGGAGUACCUGCGUAACGACGACAUGAAAUAUGCAGUCAGAAAAUUGGACGACACUAAAUUUAGAUCACAUGAGGGAGAGACGUCAUAUGUGAGAGUCAAAGAAGACAGAGGAUCCGGAGGCGGAGGACGUUCUCGUAGCCGAAGUCCAAGAGGGUCAUCCCCACGCUACGACCGGUCACGGUCACGCUCACGAUCAUAGAGCCUUUCUUCACUCGGCAAAGUGCUGAUGAAAUUCAUGUUGUGAAGUUGGUGCAAAACCAGAAAAAAAAUAUGAAGUGAUAUGCAACAACAGUGUUCAUGAUGUCUACAGUUUUUCCUCUCGAGGGAGGUGGUUAACUGGUUUGUGCCAUCCCAGGACUAUACAGCAGACUUUUACUUCCUAUCUAAAGGAGGGCUUCAGACUAUGGUAUGAUCUUGCGUUGAGAUAUAUGAACAAGUCAAUGUUGGCUCAUUUUGUAAUUUGCUGUUUUAAUGUUAAAACACAUUUGACAAAACAUGUAUUUAAGCCUUUAAAACAACCUUUAGGGAAGAUUUUAGUAAAAAAAAAUGAAAUGUAUGACAGGAACAAAAAUCCAUUGUAGAAGUUACCUAACAUCUGGUACAAAAAAAUAUAUAUAUUGAGGGAUUCAUUUCAGACAAUACUUCAUGGCAGCACAAAGUAAACAGAUAAGUUUUCACGGAAUUCAGAUUUUUAUUCUGGUUUCUAUUCAUUUUUCAGUGAAUUAUAUUAUUUUGUAUCCGAUUUGCAGCUCACAGUACCAAAAUGGCCAAGUGAGCUUAUGCCACAGUGCAUCAUCUGUCAUCCAUACCUUAGUCAUUGAUCGUCAACUUUUCAUUUAAUAUACUUAUUACUCCAGAAUGGCUGGAGCAAUUUAGACUUAAUUUGACAUUGAGUGUCCCUGGGUCAAGCAAUUUCAAUUUUGUAUAAUUAAGGGGAGGUAUCUCCCUCGGGCAGGGGGACCUUAUAAAAUUAAAUUGGAAAAUCGGAAAAUUAUGACCUUAUUUGUCAAACAGCAUCCUUUGGCCAAGGAAAUUAUUUUGAAUUGGGACAUCCCUAGGCCAAAGUGUCCUUGUCUUUCCACCCCAAGUGAGACAGUGACAGGAAAGUUUGACAAAUUAUCAAAAUUCUACCAUACCAAUUUUAACAAAUUGUGCAAAAAUUCCAGUCACUGCCCUUACAAAAUGUUAUUUUACGGCUUUGGGUCAAAAAGAAACCUAAGAUGGCCACCUUGGUCUGAAUUGAAUUUAAAAAAAAUUGAAGCCGUCUCUUGGUCUAAUAACUUCAGAUAAUGAUGAGCGAUACAAGCCCCAUGGGCCUCUUGUUUAGAUAUACGAAUUAUAUUAUUGUACAUGUGUUUUAAACUUAUCUGUAUAUAUGGUACUGUUAUAACCAACUGCUUGGCUUCAUAAUAAAAAGAUUUUUUUUUAAUGUUGCCUAAAAUAGCUUGAAAUUUAUACACAUUAUGAAAGAAAAUUAUUCUAUGUAUUUUUUAAUUUUUUUUUGUCUCUGAAUUUUCCUUUCAUAUGAUGCCUUCUGUUUGAAGGUAGCAUUUUUUUUCCUUCAAAAAUGUUGAGUUGAAUCAAAGAAAAACUUUCUGAGUUUUCUUCAGAAAUAUAUGCCAAUCUUUGUAGCGCUAAAUUAAUCAUAGUUUUUUUUACUAAAUCUAAGUGAUUACCCCACAAGCAGCACUAGUAUGACUGAUUUUCUGUUAACUUUGAUUAGAAAUCAAGAUGAAAGUGAAACGGGGUUUUGUUGUCUUCUUGACGAUGUUACCUUAAGGAUCACUUUUGAUUAUAAGCUUGUUGCAUUGGAAUGAUUUUAUCUCCUGUCCAGGUACGAGAUCUUAAUUAAUCGCGGGUAAAAUACAGUACACUGUAUACUGACUAAAUGAUGUGUACUCCAUACAGUCUGUCCCAUUUAAGUUGGUCUCUUGAUUUUUUGAAGCUCAGAAUGAAAUUAUCCAAACAAUUUUCACCAUAAUUAUAAAUACAAAGCUGAUUAAUACCAUUAAUCAUUUUGAGAGACGUUCAGGAAAUUUAUUUAGGCAGUUUGAAUGAUAUCGACAACCAAAAGAAAAAAGUUUAAACUUUUUCUCUUACCUUAAUACUAUAAACUUGACCUUGGAGUUGCAUGUUCAUUAUAAAAAAGUAAAAAACAGAUUGGCAGGAAAGCUAUCAGUUUUUCAAUCUUCAAAAUGAAACUUCUUAAAAAUGAAACUAUUUUCAGUUUCAAAAAUUAGGAAAUUAAAAAUGGGACAGACUGUUAAAACAUGGUAAUAUUUCAACAACUGAUGAUCACUUCUAGCUUGAUAUGUUCAGACAAAAAUCUUGAGUUGAUUUGUCACAAUCGUAAUUCCUGAUUAGCAAAGAGUCCAAGUAUCAUGGUUAAUAUCAGUUUUGAUUCAGUCUGUGAAACAAUUACGGGAUUUAAGGAUCAUUGUUUUUAAUUUAAACUCCUCGCUUAUUCACCUUACAAGUGCUUGAUAUCGGUAACUACAGUCAUCAUAAAUUCAAAUGUCUGCGGAAUAAUUUUUGUACAUAAAAGUGUUUGCUAAUCAUAAUGGCAUGUUAAUUAAUUAGGAAUUGUAUUAUGAAAUUUAGAGAAAGGAAAGAAGUGCAAGGAUAAUUUAAUUUUUUCAUUGAUUUGCAAUUUUUUCUUUAAGUAUGUUGAACGAUGCGGCAUAGCAUUGGUCAUUUAUAAUCUAUAGUUUGGAAUAAUGUAUUGUUCAAAUUUCCAGCAUUUCUAUUACAUUAGCUUGAUGAUGAUGACAUUGAUUCAAUCAUUCUACUUGAGUUAUCUUUCGUUUCAGGCUUCAUGAUGUGUAUUUUAUUAAAAGGAAUUUAUGUCUUA